Messenger RNA from Eurytemora carolleeae, 2558 nucleotides. Its product is annotated as acyl-coenzyme A synthetase ACSM3, mitochondrial. The transcript has 24 exons. NCBI's taxonomy places the organism in Eukaryota, Metazoa, Arthropoda, Copepoda, Calanoida, Temoridae. Gene Ontology annotation, biological process: acyl-CoA metabolic process; fatty acid biosynthetic process. The record is from RefSeq and is a predicted model, not a curated record. The coding region runs from base 363 to 1766 and encodes 467 amino acids. Gene Ontology annotation, molecular function: fatty acid ligase activity; fatty-acyl-CoA synthase activity. Gene Ontology annotation, cellular component: mitochondrial matrix.
UUCUCGUUUUCAGAUUUUAUUGGCAAAAAUAUUCAGAAAUUCUGUUAAGCAUUAUAAUUUUUAUUUCUAGAUGUUUGAGCACAAGUCCACUUGUCAAGUUCAAUCAAAAUCUGAGGGAAUCUCCCAUCAGUGGGAAUAGUUAUAAUUACGAGGAUCUUGUCAAGGAUUUCAAGUGGGAUGUUCCGGAGCACUUUAACUUCUCAGUGGAUGUUAUUGAGAAGUUUGCAGAUGAAGCAGGGGAUAGAACUGCUUUUUGGUAUAUACACCCAGAUGGAACAGAGUUAAAACUAUCCUAUAGUGAUUUAAACGUUGCUUGUCAGAAGGGUGCGAAUGUGUUUGCAAACCUGGGAGUAAAAUCUGCAAUGUGUAUUUUGCCAAGGGUACCCGAAUGGUGGAUAAUAAACCUUGCUUGUAUAAGGCAGAAGGUCGUUCUUCUACCCGGUACUACCCAGCUACAGGAGAAGGAUAUCCUUCUUAGACUUGGUGCAUCUAAGGCGGAUUGUGUAAUUGCAGACCUAGAAACCGCUCAUAAGGUUGAUAAUAUUGGUAUAGAUGGUCAAGUGAAGGCAAAAAUACUGAUUGGUGGGACCAAGGAGGGUUGGUUAAGCUGGGAUCAGCUGUUCCAAUCAGCUGACGAGAUCCAUACUCCCAUCAAGACUCAGAAAGAUGAGAUAAUGCAGAUAUUCUUUACAAGUGGAACAGUAGGAUCUCCAAAAAUGGUUCCACACACCCACACAUCCUAUGGAUAUUGUCAUUUCGUGACAGGUAAAUACUGGCUUGAUCUAACCAAGGAUGAUGUCCAUUGGAAUAUCUCAGAUUCAGGGUGGGCCAAGAGUGCUUGGUCAAGCCUUUUUGGACCUUUUUCUCAAGGUUGUACACUGUUUGUGCACGGAAUGCCGCGGUUUGCUCCUCUAGAAAUCCUCCAAACAUUGACCAACUACCCAAUCACAACUCUGUGUGCGCCACCAACCCUUUACAGGUCUUUGCUUCAAGAAGAUCUGAAGAAAUAUAAAAUGAAUACACUUAGGCAUUGUGUUUCAGCAGGGGAACCUCUUAAUGAAGAGGUGAUCUACAGCUGGGAAGAAGCUCUUGGUAUUGUUAUCAAAGAGGGUUACGGGCAAACUGAAUCUACCCUUCUAUGUGGAACAUUCAAGAAGAUGAAUAAGUGGGUGAAACCUGGCUCAAUAGGAAAACCUGCCCCAGGAUAUGAUGUGAGGAUCGUGAAUAAUAUGGGUCAGGAGGUUGCUAGGGGAGAACAGGGUAAUAUAGGAGUCAAGAUUAAACCUAACAAACCUCCUGGACUCUUCGCAGGAUAUAUUGAUGAUCCAGAGGCUACUUCACAUUCAUUCAUAGGGGACUAUUAUCUGACAGGAGACAGGGCGGUGCAGGAUGAGGAUGGAUACCUGUGGUUCCAAUCAAGAACAGAUGAUCUGAUAAUUUCUUCAGGAUACAGGAUUGGACCAUUUGAGGUAGAAUCUGCCCUACUGGAACACCCUGCAGUAGAGGAGAGUGCUGUAGUGUCCAGUCCAGAUAUGGAUAGAGGACAAGUUGUCAAAGCUUUUAUUGUGCUGUCACGGACACAUAAACAGAUAAUGGGUAUAGUGGAGGAGGAGGAGGCCUUGAUCUCCCAGCUCCAAGAGCAUGUCAAGAACACAACAGCUCCAUACAAAUAUCCAAGGAAAAUUGAGUUCGUUGAGAGUUUGCCCAAAACCGUGAGUGGAAAAAUUCGCAGGAAGGUUCUGAGGGAUAAAGAGAAUAUGCAUUAGUAAUUUAUUGUACAGUUGUACCAAUAGAAUGUACUAUGCAUAAACUUCUAAGAUAUCUGUGUACUGCAGUUGGUUGAGGAAUCCUAAAAUUGCAGUACACAAACAAUACCUGAAACUUCCGAGUAAAAACAUUUUUGGAUCUUCUAAAUAAAAUAAUUGUAGCUUUUAUUUGUUCUUCAAGAUAAUCAUAUAACAAAAAUCAAAAUACUAUAUUAUGCCUACGGCUUUUAUAUGUUGAGUACAACAAAAUAAAUCUAAGCUUUCAUUGUUCCUUAUACACAGUAGUCAUAUUUCAUAAGCUAACUCUUACAAUCUAUUCAUAUGUUUACUAAAUUCAGCUGUAUUUCAAACCAUGUAGUGUCAUACAUACUUGUAUAAUGUGCAAUUUUCUCUGUGCCAACUUUUCAAAUAUUUAGUUAUUUUAAAAUAGAAUUUAAGCAUUUCUUUUUAAUAAAAUUGCAUGUACAAAUCUUAAUUAAAAAAUAUCUGGUUUAGUUUGAAAUUUAAUCUGUUCACUAUUAUUCUCUAAAUGUUACAUGCUAAAUCUUCAACGUAAACUUGAUUAAUGUCUUAGCAGAUUUUAUUGAGUGUAAUGCUUAUGGAGCUUAAGUCGAUGUACAACCAAGAACAAGAAAUGAACCAUGACUCGUCAGUCGUCGUUUAUAAAGCUUAUUACUACUAUUUUAUUUUUCACUGGAAAGUGCUUUUUAUGUAAGAUUGUUUAAUGUAUUGUAACACAAUGUUUUAUGUCAGUCAAAUAUAUUUUAAUCUUGCUUUAUAUUCUCAUUUCAG